Messenger RNA from Leptopilina heterotoma, 1963 nucleotides. RefSeq names its product RNA-binding protein cabeza-like. Gene Ontology annotation, cellular component: nucleus. Gene Ontology annotation, biological process: regulation of DNA-templated transcription. The record is from RefSeq and is a predicted model, not a curated record. Gene Ontology annotation, molecular function: transcription coregulator activity; RNA binding. The transcript has 8 exons. NCBI's taxonomy places the organism in Eukaryota, Metazoa, Arthropoda, Insecta, Hymenoptera, Figitidae. Bases 163 to 1530 code for a protein of 455 amino acids.
UCGGUGAGGGUGGUUUCCUUUUCCGACUAUCGACAAUCAGCAGAGGUAUUUUUGUCAUUGAAGUUGUAUUUUGUCUACGUGUGAAAUUGUGAUUUAAUUAUCAUUUUCCCGAGGAAUUCCUGACGAAUUUUCAAAUUCGAGGAUACCGAGAAGGGCGAAACAAUGACGGACAGCCAAUAUGCUGCUUAUCAGCAGCAACAGCAAAAUUAUGGACAAUACAGUCAGCCUCCUCCAGUAGCUCAGGAUACAUCGUAUCCACCUCCAUCGGGUGCUUCGACUAAUUACAGUCAAUAUAGUCAACCCCCGCCAAGUGGUGGAAAUUAUCAGAAUUACAACAGCAGUUAUGGUGGAAAUAACAGCAGUGGUCAAGAUUAUAAUCAAUCCCAAAGUCAGGGUAGUUAUGGCCAAAGCAGUUACGGAUCCAGCGGUGGUUCUAGCAACAAUAAUAGUAAUAAUUACGGAGGUAGUAGUUAUGGAAGCGGCGGUGGUGGAGGUGGAGGCGGCAGCGGCGGAGGUUACAACCGAGGAGGAGGAGGUUCAGGGGGCUAUGGUAACAACCAGGGUGGUGGAGGAGGAGGUGGCGGCGGUGGCAAUCGAUACGGAGGCGAUCGAGGAAGCUACGGAGAUCGUUCAAGUGGCGGAUACAACAGUGGCGGUGGCCGUGGUGGUUAUAACAAAGGAGGAUAUGGCGGUGACCGAGGUGGUGGUGGCAGUGGUGAUGGAAUGGUUACACAAGAAGAUACGAUUUUCGUUUCUGGAAUGGACCCAACAGUAUCUGAAGAAGAAAUUUGCCAGCACUUUGGAGCAAUUGGUGUCAUUAAGAAUGACAAGAAGACCGGAAAGCCGAAAAUUUGGGUGUAUAAAGACAAAAACACCGGCAAGCCAAAAGGAGAGGCCACAGUCACUUAUGAGGAUCUGAAUGCGGCCCGAUCGGCCAUAGAAUGGUUCGACAAUAAGGACUUUAAGGGAUUCACGAUUAAAGUACAAAUUGCUCAACACAAAAGUAGUUGGUCUGGAGGCCGUGGAGGUGGUGGUGGUGGCGGCGGUGGUGGUGGUCGCGGAGGUGGUGGACGAGGCCGUGGAGGCGGCGGAUUCGGUGGUCGCGGUGGUGAUCGUGAUGACAGCCGUGGAGGCGGUGACGACAGACGUGACGGAGGUGGACGCGGUGCCGAUUGGAGGUGUUCGAAUCAAGACUGUGGCAAUACAAAUUUCGCUUGGCGCGAUCAGUGCAAUUUGUGCAAGAGCGCAAAACCUGAGGGAAUGGGAGGUGGUGGAGGCGGCGGCGGUCGCGGAGGAAGAGGUGGCGGUGGACGCGGUGGUGGCGGAUUCCGAGGAGGAGAUCGCGGAGGUCGUGGAGAUAGGGGUGGAAGAGGUGGCGGCGGUGGUUUCCGCGGCGGUGACCGUGGUGGUCGUGGAGGAGACCGAGGAGGUCGCGGAGGCGACAGAGGAGGUGGCCGCGGAGGCAGAGGAGGUCCAAUGAGAGGCGGAUCAAGAGGGGACAGAGAUCGCGAUCGUCAACGACCCUAUUAACUCUCCACGAAUGAAGAUGAUGCAUUUGCGUAAAAUUUUGCAUAGCGUGUAUAUUUUCGAAAUGACGCAAGCAUGUACGGUGUUUUUUUUUACGUUUCAUUAAAAAAAAUUUUUGUACUUGCAAUCUUAAGUGACUCGUGUAAAAACAAUCGUUAAAUGAUUGUCGGAAUCUUAACAAGUAAAUUUUUAAAUUUAGAUUUUUUUUUUUUAAUUUUGUCAGUCAUUGUCAUCAAAUACGAAUUAAAUUAAAAUACGACUGUUAAUAUAAAUAAUAGUUGACACAUUAGUUACAUUAAGUUAGGAUAAUGAUUAAAGAAAAAAACUGUGUCUCAAAAAUCAGCAUUAUUAUGCUGUGUAAGUUUUUUUUUUCCAAAACUAGAUGUGAACACUUAGCUGUGUAAAAAUAAAUAUCUGUAAAGUAUUAUAACCAAAA